AUGGCGACGGACUGGACUGUGGGCGUCAUGCCCUUGCACCAAAUACGCAAGCCGCCCUUCACCAUCGAGGCUCCUGGCUACGAAAAGGUGCCUGGCGAGACCAUCCCGCGUCGCCACCCAGCAGCCAAGGACGGCCUGCUCAACAAGCCUGCCGAUGACGUACACACCGUCUGGGACAUUGUCCGCCGCAGUGCCCGCGAGUAUCCCAACCAUCUUGCCGUGGGCCACCGGAGGCUCAUUGAGCUGCACAAGGAGAUCAAGAAGGUGCCCAAGAACGUCGAUGGCCAGGUCAUUGAGGUGGAAAAGGAGUGGCAGUUCUUUGAGCUGUCCAAGUAUGACUUCUUGACCUUUAAGGAGUACGAGACGCUCGUCCUGCAGCUCGGUGCCGGCCUGCGCAAGCUGGGCUUCAGCGGCCACCACAAGCUGCACCUAUUUGCCACGACCAGUGUCAACUGGAUCUCCAUGUCCCAUGCCUGUGCUGCGCAAGGCAUCUCCAUCGUCACUGCCUACGACACGCUCGGCGAGAGCGGAGUCGAGCACUCUCUCGUCCAGACUGAUGCUGAGGUCAUGUAUGUCGACCCUCAUCUGCUCAAGACCGCCGCAGGCCCCAUCAGGAAAUCAAAAGUCAGGACUGUCAUCGUCAACGAGGACAGCAUCUUCACCCUGGGCGGCGAGGUCGAGGCUUACAAGAAGGAGAAUCCGGAUAUCCGCGUCAUCACCUGGGAGGAUCUCCGAAAGCUCGGCGAGGAGAACAUGGUUGAGCCUCAGCCCGGCAGCCCCGAGGACAUUUUCUGCGUCAUGUAUACCUCUGGCUCCACCGGUCCUCCCAAGGGUGCUUGCAUCACCCACCAGGCGCUUGUUGCGGGAGUUACGGGCCUCCUCGCCUCCGUCGGCGAGACCAUCAGUGACAAAGAGGUGGUUCUUGCGUAUCUGCCGCUUGCCCACAUCUUCGAAAUGGCCCUCGAGAACCUCGUCAUGUUCAUUGGUGGCUGCUUAGGAUACGGAAAUCCUAGAACUCUCUCCGAUACUUCCAUGAAGAAUUCCGCCGGCGAUAUGCGAGAGCUGCGGCCGACCGUUCUUGUCGGAGUUCCCCAAGUAUGGGAGACUGUCAAGAAGGGAGUCUUGGCCAAGCUGGACACUUCUAGCCCAAUCCUCAAGUCCCUGUUCUGGGGAGCCUUCAAUUACAAGGGGUUCAUGACCCGGAACAAGCUUCCCUUGGCCAACAUCUUCGAUAGCGUGGUCUUCGGAAAGGUCAAACAGCUGACGGGAGGGCGCCUUCGAUUUACCAUGAACGGUGCCAGCGGCAUCUCGGAUAACACGAAGCAGUUCCUGUCCCUGGUUAUCGGCCCCAUGCUGGCUGGCUAUGGCUUGACCGAGACCUGUGCAAACGGUGCACUUGGAAACCCUCUGGAGUACUCUGCCAACUCCAUUGGCCCUGUCUCUGGUGCCAUUGACGUAAAGCUGGUUGCCAUUCCCGAGAUGGGUUAUUCUACCGAAGCCAAGGUUCCUCAGGGUGAGAUCUGGAUGAAGGGUCUCCCCAUCAUGAAAGAGUACUAUAACAACCCAGAGGAGACAGCCAAGGCCCUUACCCCGGAUGGCUGGUUCAAGACUGGAGAUAUUGGCGAGUUCGAUGCCGAUGGCCAUUUGCGUGUCAUUGAUCGACUCAAGAACCUGGUCAAGAUGCAGGGCGGCGAGUACAUUGCACUUGAGAAGUUGGAGUCCGUUUACCGAGGCUCCCAGAUUGUGGCCAACGUCAUGGUGCACGCGGACCCCAACCACAACCGCCCUAUCGCCGUCAUCAUGGCCAACGAGAAGGUUCUCGCUGCAAAGGCUGCGGAGCUCGGUGUUGACGAGCACAGCAUGCACCACGAUUCCAAGGUCCAGGCGGCAGUUCUCAAGGAUCUGCAGGUUACUGCCAAGCGAUCUGGCCUGUCUGGCCUGGAGACUGUAGGCGGCGUGGUUGUUACUGACGCGGAUUGGACCCCGGAUAGCGGCCUGGUCACCGCCACUCAGAAACUCAACAGGAAAGCCAUCCGAGAGGAAUUCAAGAAGCAGAUCGAAGAGUGCUUGAAGCACGCCCCUUGAAUUCACCAACAGACGCAGCAACUUGCGUAAAUCUUUUCCCUGAAUUUUUUUUCCAUAUAUUUUUCCAUAUAUAAGUGCUGAAGACGGCGAGAGAUGUUAUAAGAGGCGGGACAAUGGAAUGCGUGGUUAUUGACGGACGGGGGAGGAACAAGGAGAGGGAUGACGACGUUGAUACCGCUGUUGUGAUUCGCGUGAUUUAAUCUGUCUUAUUGUACUGCUAUCGGGGCGUGGGCUUAAUUAAUGAUAUUUAUACCACUUUUCCAUUCUAAUUAUGCUUGAGUCUUAAUACUUUGCUUGUACCGGACUAUUUGUUUCUAGUAAAGUUGUGUAACUGUUUAUAGAGUGUUCAAGAUGGCCAUGAUCAGUACAAUGUUGAAAGAAGUUCACUCUCAGCAGCACGACAUGUGAAGACAGAUAGAUAUAGACGCAUACACUCAUUGGUAUAAAUGAACAUUUGCUCCAAAUGCCCCCAACUCAACUCCAUUGCCAUGCUUUUUUCCCGCCCCUCCUUAGUCUCAGCUAAAAUAGACUAGAGUAACAAAGAAAAGAGAAGAUAAGAUUAUAUAACACGCAGGCUCGAAAGUUUUAAGAACGCUCAAAUGGAUAUUUGUAAGACAGAACAAGAGCAAAAGCUA
Trichoderma atroviride IMI 206040 is the source of this 2720-nucleotide messenger RNA. RefSeq lists its product as uncharacterized. Lineage: Eukaryota; Fungi; Ascomycota; Sordariomycetes; Hypocreales; Hypocreaceae. Gene Ontology annotation, molecular function: long-chain fatty acid-CoA ligase activity. Gene Ontology annotation, cellular component: endoplasmic reticulum; lipid droplet; plasma membrane. Gene Ontology annotation, biological process: long-chain fatty acid metabolic process; long-chain fatty-acyl-CoA metabolic process. The record is from RefSeq and is a predicted model, not a curated record.